Fukomys damarensis (Damara mole-rat) is the source of this 4603-nucleotide messenger RNA. It is a transcript of the gene Csgalnact2, whose product is annotated as chondroitin sulfate N-acetylgalactosaminyltransferase 2. Gene Ontology annotation, molecular function: glucuronosyl-N-acetylgalactosaminyl-proteoglycan 4-beta-N-acetylgalactosaminyltransferase activity. Gene Ontology annotation, cellular component: Golgi cisterna membrane. The record is from RefSeq and is a predicted model, not a curated record. The transcript has 8 exons. NCBI's taxonomy places the organism in Eukaryota, Metazoa, Chordata, Mammalia, Rodentia, Bathyergidae. Bases 674 to 2302 code for a protein of 542 amino acids.
UUGAGCCGGCUCGGACUCGGGGUCGCUUGUGGCGGGGCUCCGAGGCAGCGGAUUCUCUCCGCCUGAGCCCAGGCCCGCAGUCAUUGACUGUGACGGGCAGCGCGGCGUUCCCUCGGUCCCCGUGACGGUGACACUGAACCCCCAGCCCGCGCGCGACCUCGCCGCUGUGUGCAGCAGAGCCCGCGACCCGCAGCGCAAGGGCGGAGGUCGUGUCUGGGCCCGGGCAGGCACGGCCUGCAAGCAGCUAGGCAGCUUGGCAAUUAGUUUGCGGACUUUACGGAGGCGUAAAAUAGGCGAAGUCGGCACGUGCGUGAACCUCAACUGUGCAGCGCAAUUAGCCUGGCGGACUCCUGAGAGCCUCGACCACACUCUCACAUCAUCCUCCGCUCCACCCAGUCUGCCUUCAGCUAAAAGUCUCCACUCACAUCAUGGAUUUUAGAGACCAGAUUACUGCAUUCCAGAGAUCAUGGUAACAGUAUAGGAAGUAUGCUGAAUUUCUCAUUUCUGCAAGUGGCCAUGACUAUUGAAGAAAGAAAUUUUUUUAGCUACAGCAAAAUCACUUUUGGUCCCUUUUAUGGAAAUACGAAUUUUCUUUCUAAGUCUCAAUAGCUUUUUGCUAAAGGUAUGAACACACAAAGAGCUUAUCUGGUUAGGCAGAUGCACCUUGCUGAGAAUGUCUAGAAGAGGCUCUGCUCUCCCUGCCCGUGUCCACUGGCUGCUGCUGGGUCUGGCUCUGCUCUGCAGCCUGGUGUUGUUCCUGUACCUUCUGGAAUGUGCCCCUCAGACCGAUGGAAAUGCAUCUCUUCCCGGGGUUGUUGGGGAAAAUUAUGGUAGAGAGUAUUAUCAGGCCCUCUUACAGGAGCAGGAGGAACAUUAUCAAACCAGGGCAGCCAGUCUGAAACGCCAGAUUGCCCAACUAAAGCAAGAAUUACAAGAAAUGAAUGAGAAGAUGAGGUCACUGCAGGAGAGAAGGAACAUAGGCGCUAAUGGCAUAGGCUACCACAGUAACGGCGAGCAGGCCCCAGGUGACCUCUUAGAGUUCCUUCACUCCCAGAUCGACAAGGCUGAAGUCAGCGUAGGAGCCAAGCUGCCCAGUGAGUACGGGGUUGUCCCUUUUGAGAGCUUUACCUUAAUGAAAGUUUUUCAGUUGGAAAUGGGUCUCACCCGCCAUCCUGAAGAAAAGCCGGUUAGAAAAGACAAACGAGAUGAAUUGGUAGAAGUUAUUGAAGCUGGAUUGGAGGUCCUUAAUAAUCCUGAUGAAGAGGAUGAACAGGAAGAUGAGGAGGGUCCCCUUGGAGAGAAACUUAUAUUUAAUGAAAAUGACUUCAUAGAAGGUUACUAUCGCACCGAGAGAGAUAAGGGCACUCAGUAUGAGCUCUUUUUCAAGAAGGCUGACGUGAUGGAGUACAGACAUGUGACUCUCUUCCGCCCUUUUGGGCCUCUCAUGAAGGUGAAGAGCGACGUGGUUGACAUCAGCAGGGCCAUCAUCAACAUCAUCAUGCCACUUGCCCAAAGAACAGAAGCGUUCACACAGUUCAUGCAGAACUUCAGGGAUGUUUGUAUUCAUCAGGACAAGAGGAUCCAUCUUACGGUGGUGUACUUUGGUAAAGAAGGACUAUCUGAAGUCAAAUCUAUCCUAGAAUCUGUCACAAGUGAGUCUAAUUUUCACAAUUACACCUUGGUCUCAUUGAAUGAAGAAUUUAAUCGUGGACGAGGACUAAAUGUGGGUGCCAGAGCUUGGGACAAGGGAGAGGUCUUGAUGUUUUUCUGUGAUGUUGAUAUAUAUUUCUCAGCCGAAUUCCUUAACAGCUGCCGGUUAAAUGCUGAGCCAGGUAGAAAGGUGUUUUACCCUGUGGUGUUCAGCCUUUACAACCCUGCCAUCGUUUAUGCCAACCAGGAUGCCCCACCCCCCGUGGAGCAGCAGCUGGUUCAUAAAAAAGAUUCUGGGUUUUGGCGAGAUUUUGGCUUUGGAAUGACUUGUCAGUAUCGAUCAGAUUUUCUAACUAUUGGUGGGUUCGACAUGGAAGUGAAAGGCUGGGGUGGAGAAGACGUUCACCUGUAUCGGAAGUACUUACACAGUGACCUGAUUGUGGCCCGAACGCCGGUUCCUGGUCUUUUCCACCUCUGGCAUGAGAAGCACUGUGCAGAUGAGCUGACACCAGAGCAGUACCGCAUGUGCAUCCAGUCCAAGGCCAUGAGUGAGGCCUCACACUCCCACCUGGGCAUGAUGGUCUUCCGGGAGGAGAUCGAGAUGCACCUUCACAAGCAGGCCUACCGGACAAACAGUGAGGCUGCUGGGUAGCACUCAAAGCACAUCACACAGCAGUCUGACCACAAGCCAGCACUGUGGGUUUAGCCUUAAUUCCUCUUUCAGAUCCCAUGCCUGUCCUGGAGAAGACAUGUUUCUCGUAUUCUUUCUGAUAUUGUCUGUGCUGUUCACCAUGUUACAGGAAGAAAAAAAUGGGUGUUUCAGUGCAAAGCCUGCUCUGUGAUGUACAGUGCUGCGGAGCAGUCAACAAAGGAAAUUAAUGUUUGCCCUAGAAGCAGCCUCAGGUCUCUUCGUACCUGGGGCUUGUGUUGCAAUCUCAGGAUUAUGUAGCGUGGUUGCAUCAGGUGGGGGUGGGUGUGCAGGUUGCUCCACCUGCUCACCAGCAUGUCAGUUAUCCUGCUUCCUUUUUAAACCACAGCUUUGGUAGAUAGCAUGAAGAAGAAUCUUUUUCACUGAAGCAGUGGGUAAUGAAAUGCUGCAUCUGAAAUCUCACCCAGUUGACAAGAUAGAAAUAAAGCUCCAUGACCUACUGUUGUUUAGCUCCCAGAGGUCUGUUCCUAAGCAAAUGGGUAAAAAGUACAAAAUAGAUUAGAAUAUAAAGUAUAUAUCACCUUGUUCUUGAUUAGUAGUCCGAGUUGCUGUUAGCUACUUUGAAUGAACAGAAGUAAAUAUGGAAAUAUUUUUAAAAGAGCACUUGAUAUGUUGAUGUGCAGGCUACCAGCUGUGUCCAGAGCAGAAGUUUCUAUGAGCCAGAUAGAUACAUGGGGCCUUCCUGAGAAGGUGCAGACCCAGCACACCAGCAGGGUUUGGUCUCUGCUUUGCCUUUCCUCAUUUAGCAUGGAUUCAUUUAUAUUUACUAUCCUUCAUUUUCUAAUACACUAAUAUUUGCUACAUCUGUAUUUGCAUUAUUAUAAUACUUUGAGUAGAAAGAGCAUUUCACUGAGGGAGAAAAACAAAUGAGGUAUAAGAUCAGUCUGAUGUGAGAGAAAGGAAGGCAGUCUAACAGAAGUGAGAAUGGUGGCUUCAGAGAAAUAUUUUCCCUGCAAACAGGAUGUUUUAAUUUACGUACUACAUCAGUGUGACAAGAUGAAUAAGAAAUUAUGUUCAGAUAGGACUUUAUUACAUUAUUUAUCACACAUGGGAUUUUUAGCUUUUGGCCAAUUGCUCAAUCCAGCAAUUGGGAAAAAAGGUGAAAGGUAUGCAUAAGCUUUUAUAACCUUUACCUUUUAAAAGUGACCUGCUAUUUGUAUAUAAACCCCUCAAAAUUCACAGGAGAAUAAUUAUUUCUUUUUGCUCAGUAAAUCAUAUUGCCUGAAAUGUUACAAAUUCCAAGUUUCUAGGUGCUACAUGAAUCCACUUUUAUAAUAAUUAUUGUUACAAAUUUUAAGUUUGGGGAGUAUGUCUGAAGAUGUAUGAGAGUUCUCUCCAAAGUAUUACAGGUCAUUGUCUCCUUUUGUAUGCAGCUAUUUAUUAUGAAGACCAGUGAAUUACAGUAUUAAAAUGAAAGAAUAAUUAUUUGCAGCGGUAAGUUGCCACUUGCCUUUAUGGGAGAAUCAAAUGAUUUUUUUCUUUACUCCUAUUUUUUUAAAGUAGCUUAUAAUCUAAAGAUGGAAGUUAGCAGUGGAACUAUUUACUGUGUUUUUGACAUUAAAUGGUACUAAUAAAGUAUUUUAUUACCAAAAGUUAAAUGAAAACAUGGUAAAUUAAUUUCUGUUAUGCCAUUAUGUACUUGAAGAAUAAUAAAGCAAAUGCCAGUACACCACCACCCAGGUGAAGAUACAGGCUUCCCAGUGCCAGCCCCUGCGCACCCUUCUGGACCACAUAGCUCACCCUCUCCAUGGUAGUUGGCUUGUGUGAUGUUUCCAUUUGUCUCCUCUUCAUAUUUUUCCCCACUACUUAUGUACCUGUUUAAUAUACUGUUUAAUUUUGCCUGUUUUUGAGUUUAUAUGCAUCAUUUCAUUAUAGUUCUCUCUCAGUAUUAAGGUUUUGGGGUUCAUUCAUUGUUAAUCUCAAAGUUGGUUCCCUUUAUUAAUGUUAGUCCAGUAGUAUUCUAUUAUGAAUAUACUGUGGUACUUUAAAAUUCUAUUUUAUUGAUAAAUACCUGCGGUGUUUCCAGUUCUUUGUUAUCCUGUCGUCUGUGCUGUGCAUUUGCUGUCACAAGAGUGUGACCAGAAGCCACCUGCACUUCUCCAGGAGUGGGAGCAACCACGAGGCUCUCACCUUUCAGCCUUGGCAGUACCCAGUUUCAUCAGACCUGUUGAUUCCUGUCAAUUGAGGGAGCUAUAGAGAUUAAUUAUGGUUAUAAUUUGCAUUUCCAAUCUUUCUGCCCAUUUU